Arachis stenosperma is the source of this 1107-nucleotide messenger RNA. RefSeq names its product protein FAR-RED ELONGATED HYPOCOTYL 3-like. Bases 1 to 1107 code for a protein of 368 amino acids. The record is from RefSeq and is a predicted model, not a curated record. The transcript is spliced from 5 exons. Lineage: Eukaryota; Viridiplantae; Streptophyta; Magnoliopsida; Fabales; Fabaceae. Gene Ontology annotation, molecular function: zinc ion binding.
AUGUCCGUGUGUCAUACCAUAGAGAAUAACGGGGAAGCCGGUAUCAGACUAAGCAAAAUUUACCAAUCAUUUGUUGCAGCAGCCGUGGGUCACCACGAGUUAAAUUUUAUCGAGAGAGACGUGAGGAAUUACAUCACGAGAGAAGUGCAGAAUGUUUCGGAACUAGACGAUGCAAAAGAAUUUGGAAAAUACUUAUUAAGAAUGAAAAAGAAGAAUCAGAAUUUCUUUUUCGAGCUCGAACUCGAGGACGAUCAGUCGAUUAAGCUUGCUUUUUGGGCGGAUGCAAGGAGCAGAGCUGCGUGUGAGUAUUUCGGAGAUGUUAUUCAUUUGACACCACCUAUAAUACAAACAGGUAUAAUCUGUUAUUUCAAUGUUGGCUUCGUUGCAUGGGAGGAAAUGCUCCGAAAGAGAUUCUCAUCGAUCAAUGCAAAGGGCUAUCAAGGCUUCUCAGCAUUCAACGAGUUUGCAGUUACGUACGACUCGGUAGCAGCCCAAGUUAAAUGCCAGUGCUUAUUAUUCGAGUCAAGAGGGAUAUUGUGCCGUCACUCCCUAAGCGUGUUGAGCUUUGAACGAGUAACCAAAGUGUCACCAAGAUACAUAUUGGAACGAUGGAGCAAGAAUGUAAAGAAGAGACACACACACAUCAAGAGCAACCACGAUGCGCAAUUGUUGGCACCAAGAAGCAAGAGAUUUGACGAAUUGUUGUUUCGUUCGCAAAAUAUAUGUGAAUUUACAUCAGAAUUCGAGGUGCUCACCGCCAUUCUGCACUGUGCCUACGAUAAUGUCGUGGUUGAGAUGGAAGAACUAAAAGUUAAAAGGAAGGGGACAUGUUCGUUAUCUCACGAAGAUGAUAGCUUAGAAUCUGUUAACGAGCUUCAAAGCCCUCCAAUGGUUCGAACAAGAGGACAUCCAAAAAAUAGGCUAGGUUCAAAGUUGGACAAACAGAUUGCAAAUGCCUCAAAGAAGAAGAAAAUGAAAGUUCUAAGCGAGUUAAACCUUUUUUAUGCUGCAUCAGUGGUGCAACCAAAUUCCAACCAAUAUCACGAACAUGUUAUAAAUUAUCAAUUCAGGGAUCCAGUAGCUAGGGAUAGAUUUUUGGGUGUAUAG